AUGACUUCCUCUGGCCAGAAUCAAAGUGAAAUAAAUUCCGAAGGAGCUGCUACAAAUGGGAGAACUGUGGAAAGGGACUGGCGCUGCACCUAUCCAAAUGAGAGAAGGGAGAGGAAUCAGAUCUACAUUCUUCUGGGCAUCAGUAACAGCGCAAAUGAGCAAGAGAAGUCCUUGGAAUGUGUUAAUGGAACAGGAUGGGAGGAAGCAGUACAAGGCUGGAGCAAAACAGCCCCAUUUGCUUAUCUUCAGUUACAAAAAAGAGCUAGAAAAACAAGGACGAGUGAGUCUGUCCAUGGCUGCCUGCAUUGCUUGGAUCUGGUUCAAGUUAUUGACAAAGGUUUGGAGCAAGACCCCAAGUUAAAUGUAGGCGUCACCGCAGACAGCAUUCCAGAAAAGCAAACCCUGCUCUAUGCUAACCCAACUCUGAGCUCUUACCCUGCACUAGAUGAUUCGAAAAAAGACAACUGUAACGGUAAAUUAUACCCUACCCAGACAUACCAAGGGGAAAAGAAAAGAUUGUCCUUAAAGGAAGCUCAAGCUCCUUUAAGCGAAAAGAAGACUAUUCUAAUGAAGGAGAGUCAGCUGUUCCAAGCAGAAAAGAAAGCAGUGCCAAUAAGAGAGUAUAGCAUACUACCUCUUGGAAAGCCAAAAAGUGUAGAAACCUUAAAAUGCAAAGAUACAAAGAGCCAUGAACCUAUAACAGGAAGUCUGGGAGACUCCGAAGCAACUACUGUUAAAUCAUCAAUGGUAUUGCCACCUCUGAAGGACACAGUUCUCAAAUACAGCCUGGACCCUACACAAAAGAAAAGUAAGCCCGUUAUUUUCCAGGCAAAUGAAAAAGCAUCCCGUGCUCUUUCGGAGACAAUUUCCUGCGCUCAGCUUUUUAAAACCAAAGAAGCCAAACAUGAGAAAGGAAUACCCCUAACAGGUGAUGCAUUGAAGGAGCCAAUAAAAAUUCACGAGAGAUCCUCUUUUGCCCCACAGUUUCCUAAGACUUCAUGUAUCUCAGGAACCAUGGACCAGUGUUACUGGCGCUGUUGUCUUUUACCUGAUAGAAAAAUUACACCCAUAUCUAAUUCAAUUGCCUUGAGAAGAAAGAGUCAUCUCUCCGGCAAGCAUUUUCUGCAUACAAAAGGAGCCCGUGACAGCAAAUCCGAUGAGAAUUGGGACCCUCGCGCCCGAAGCAUGAGUCACACUGGACCCAAACAAGGAAAUGAGUCAAAAACACAGGAGAUUCCACUGCUUUCGGGACUGUUCCCUUCCUUAACGGUCAGCCAUGUUGCAAUAACUGCAUUGCCAUCUCAGCUGACCUGACUAUUUUAUUGUAAUUUUCAUGCUGAGCUGUUUAUUGACUUGUUUGAAACUCUUUGUAUUAUGAAAGAAAAUACUGAAGGUUUGUCGUAAACCAGACUGGGUAUUUAUUAAUCACAUAGGUGCUAUUUUGUGAAGA
Euleptes europaea (tarantolino) is the source of this 1450-nucleotide messenger RNA. It is a transcript of the gene C17H16orf46, whose product is annotated as chromosome 17 C16orf46 homolog. NCBI's taxonomy places the organism in Eukaryota, Metazoa, Chordata, Lepidosauria, Squamata, Sphaerodactylidae. The transcript has 2 exons. The coding region runs from base 1 to 1314 and encodes 437 amino acids. The record is from RefSeq and is a predicted model, not a curated record.